Molecule: messenger RNA, 957 nt
Organism: Beauveria bassiana ARSEF 2860
Lineage: Eukaryota; Fungi; Ascomycota; Sordariomycetes; Hypocreales; Cordycipitaceae
Product: uroporphyrinogen-III synthase HemD
Exons: 1
Coding region: 1-957 (318 amino acids)
Biological process (GO): uroporphyrinogen III biosynthetic process
Molecular function (GO): uroporphyrinogen-III synthase activity
Source: RefSeq, a predicted model, not a curated record
AUGGCUGCCCAACCAGCAAAAGACGAGCCACCAGUGCCCGUGCUUCUCCUCAAGACUCGUUCAACCCCAGGCGACUCAUACCACGACCAUCUCACCGCCGCACAGCUACCCCACGGACGCCGCGCCGCCCCAAUCUUCGUGCCCGUGAUGCGACACCGCUUCGACGACGCCGGCCUCGCCACACUCCGCGACCUGCUCCUGGCGCGCCAAAUCAGCAGCUGCCCCGGCGCCUCCUACGGUGGCCUCAUCUUCACGUCGCAGCGCGCCGUUGAAGCUUUUGCCCACGUCGUGUGCGCCGAGAAGCCUCGCCAGGCGCCCGCAUGGCCGCAUCUUGACGACGUGCCCGUCUACAGCGUCGGCCCGGCCACCACGCGCGCGCUCCGCGCCGUCCCUGCGCCGCUGCAGGUCUCGGGCGAGCACACGGGCAACGGCGAGGCACUGGCGCAGCAUGUGCUCGCGCAUUAUGGCGCGCGGUACCGCGACUGGCCGACGAAGCCGCCGCUGCUGUUCCUGGUCGGCGAGCAGCGACGCGACGUCAUCCCACGGACGCUGAUGGAUCCCGCGCUGCCAGCGGACCGCCGCAUCGAGGUGACGGAGGAGGUUGUGUAUGGCACCGGCAUCAUGGAGUCUUUUGCCGCUGACUUUGGCGCGGAGCUACAGGUCACUGCGGCGGACGUGCGACACGCGCCCGAGGGGCUCCCGGAGCGGUGGGUCGUCGUCUUCUCGCCGACGGGCUGCGACAGCAUGCUGCGCGCGCUGGGGAUGCUGGACGACGCGGGCUGGGCUGUUCCAAGCCGGCGGGAUGGUAAGACGCUCAUCGCCACGAUUGGGCCAACGACGAGGGAUUUUUUAGUCAAUACAUUUGGCUUCUAUCCGGAUGUGUGCGCCGCGGAACCAAGUCCGAAGGGCGUGUUGGAGGGCAUAGCCGAUUUCGAAGCACGAAUAGCAGCAACGUGA